AUGGAAAAGAUACAUCAGAAUGAUCCUCAAUCUAGUGGAAUAGAAAAGGAUGUACCAAAUCCGCCUGUCGACCAGGGAGGCACUGAGUCUGUUCAAACUGAUGCUGCCAAUCUUAGAAAUGCUUCUCUCAAUAAUCAGAAUAACGUUGCACGUUCUAGCUUGAUGGAACGUAAUAGUACUGCCCGCACUUUCGAGUGGGAGGACUCAAUAGAUACGUCACAAGAAGGAACAAAGAAAGAUGCAGGCAGGCUUCACCUUCCGAGCCCAAAGAGGACUGCUGUUUCUCCAUUGAAGAAGUAUGGGAAUAUCAGAUUGACUAAGAGAAGAAAAGUUAAGAGAUGGAGCUUAUUGGAAGAAGAAACCUUAAGGACUGGUGUACAGAAGUAUGGAAAAGGGAACUGGAAACUUAUCUUGAAUAGCUACCGCGAUAUAUUCGAAGAGAGAACUGAGGUUGAUCUAAAGGACAAGUGGAGAAAUAUGGAAGGGAUGUGGAUGAAAGAUGUUUUGUAG
Molecule: messenger RNA, 510 nt
Organism: Malus domestica (apple)
Lineage: Eukaryota; Viridiplantae; Streptophyta; Magnoliopsida; Rosales; Rosaceae
Source: RefSeq, a predicted model, not a curated record